Protopterus annectens (West African lungfish) is the source of this 2834-nucleotide messenger RNA. It is a transcript of the gene TULP3, whose product is annotated as TUB like protein 3. The transcript has 11 exons. The record is from RefSeq and is a predicted model, not a curated record. NCBI's taxonomy places the organism in Eukaryota, Metazoa, Chordata, Ceratodontiformes, Protopteridae. Gene Ontology annotation, cellular component: cilium. Gene Ontology annotation, biological process: protein localization to cilium. Bases 333 to 1706 code for a protein of 457 amino acids.
AUGGCGGACUACUGGGCUAUAUAGUUUUUUUUCUUUCCGUUGUUUAUAUGCAUAACGUUUCUUUCUGUACUUGCCUAUUUUGCACAUUUCAAACCUGUGAUGUGUUGAGAGUAAGGAGGAAAAACUAAGGUUUGUAGCUAAAGGUUAUAUACGAAACUACCAGUUACGUGAAUAGUUACUGAUAAACGAUAGAUUGGGUUAGUCGCGGGCCUGGUUGCUAUGGUUAAGCUGGUUGUGAUGUUGUCACCGCCGUAGUUGUGCCAACGAACGUGAAAAAAUAGGCUUCUGGUGGUGAGAGAAGAAAAAACGAAAAGGGAUUAUUUAGGACUAAUAUGCAGUUCAGUGCUAAUGAUGAUGAAAAUGCUACCCUUCGACAGCAGAAGCUGGAUAAACAGAGAGCUCUGCUGGAACAGAAGCAGAGAAGGAAGAGGCAAGAAGUUCUUAUGGUGCAGCCAAACCUAGAAGCCAAAACUCGAAGAUCGAAGCCUAGAUUAAGUGACGAACACGCCCCUUUGGUGGAAUCUCGCAGUAACAGUGCCUGUGGAGAUGCAGUUAUAGAUGGGAUUGAUGGUCCUGCAGCCUUCCUAAGCAAUGAGGUAAUUGAUCUAGGAUCAAAGAUCCAUAUCUUAUCUGUAGGAGAGUCUGCAACAGAUGAUGAACCAGAAGAAAUGAAUGCUCAAGAUUCACUACCAGAGCCAGCACCAAAACCUGAUAUCCAAGAGGUCCUGCAGAAACGAGGCAUCUCAGACAGUUUGAACUUUGAAGAGGACAGUGAGGAGGAUGAAGAAGUAGAAGAAAAAGACGUUAGCAGGAGCAAUUCCCCAAAUUCUUUAAACAAAACACCGUCAUCAGCAUUGAGUAGCCAAUCAUUUGCUAGUGGGUCUUCACCAUCAGCAACAAACUUUUCUGCAGACACUCGGUUGCCUGACAUGGAUAGUCUGGAAGAGUUUGCACUCCAACCUGCAAUUCAAGGUGCAACAGUGAGAUGUCGUAUCAGUCGAGAUAAGAAAGGAAUGGAUCGUGGUCUUUACCCUACAUAUUACAUGCACUUGGAUACUGAGGAUGGUAGAAAGAUAUUUUUACUAGCUGGACGCAAGAGAAAGAAGAGUAAAACCUCAAACUACUUAAUUUCAACAGAUCCCACUGAUUUAUCACGAGAAGGCCAGAGCUUCAUUGGAAAACUGAGGUCCAAUCUCGUGGGCACCAAAUUUACAAUCUAUGAUAAUGGAUAUAAUCCACUGAAAGUUCAAGGACUACUGGAGGAAAGCAAUUCAAGGCAAGAAUUAGGAGCUAUUUGUUAUGAAACAAAUGUUUUGGGAUUUAAAGGACCAAGAAGGAUGACCGUCAUUAUCCCAGGGAUGGACAUUAAUAAUGAAAGGAUACCAUUCAGACCUCAGACUGAACAUGAAAGUUUGCUCACUAGGUGGCAAAAUAAAAAUUUGGAUGGCAUCAUUGAACUGCACAACAAGGCACCAGUCUGGAAUGAUGAUACCCAGUCCUAUGUACUGAAUUUCCAUGGCAGAGUAACACAGGCCUCUGUGAAAAACUUUCAAAUUGUCCAUGACAACGAUUCUGAAUAUAUAGUGAUGCAGUUUGGAAGAGUUGCAGAGGAUGUGUUCACCUUAGACUUCAACUAUCCUUUAUGUGCACUACAAGCAUUUGCUAUUGGACUCUCUAGCUUUGACAGCAAGUUAGCCUGUGAAUGACAGAAACAAAACGUGGACUAAGAAUGCUUGCUCCUUAUUUUGGUUUUGGAUGCAAGAGACAGAUGCCUAUGAUACUUAAUCAUAAUUUUUAUUAUUAAUGUUGUCAUCCCUGACUUCAUAAAUUGUUUGGGUUAUUUCCAUUCUUGACAAGAACAGUUCUUAUGCAGAUUUUUCCCAAGCAGCUGAGCUUAGAGCUUUCUGGAUUAAAGAUGGAUAUACCUGCUGUUUUUCAUUCGAGCAAAAUCUAGUUCAAAACAGAGGAUCCUGCCUCAGAACUCUUUUUUUUAGCUAGUCCUUCAAGAUGAAUGCAUUUUUAUGACGUGCCACUUAUUUUGGUUUCUUUGAAAGUCUGUGGAGAGUGAGAAGGAGACAGCUUUUUGAUAUGUCACUUUUGAGUUGGCUUAUGUUACAGAAUUUGACCUUCUAUACCACAAUACUGUAUGGACCAAAGAGGUGGGGGUCUUUUUGCUGUUUUUAUCAUGCUUUAAAUAUUUAUUACUGAGACAGUUGCUUACAGGAGAUUUCACUCAGAUAUCUGAAAUUGACUGUAAAUCAUCAAGCCCACAUUAUAAUUUUGUCUAUCUAGGAAAAAAAAAUCUGAGCUUGAUCUAUGCUCCUUACAAGACCUUUAACUUGGACACAUCUGAAAACUGUGACUAUAGGUAUGACCCAUUCAUUUAUUAUGGUGAGUACCUCACACGACGGUAUUUUUUUGUAUACGAUAUCAAAUGUAAAUACAGUUGAGGGCAGGCUCUUUUUAGUGGGAAAAGUAGAUGGGGAGUGCCUACUGUUGUAGCCUGUUAUUUCUGUCACAGCUGCAAAUGGAUAAUUGUUUGAUUGUGUACGAUAAACAUUCUAGAGAACCACUGUGGUUUUGAAACAUUUUCUUGUACAUGUUGGUAUUUGUUUUGUAAAAAAAUACAGUAAGAAAUCAAUUUAAAAGUCAAGGACAAAUGUGUAUAGCCGUAGUAUGUGAUUAAGUUCAGGGAUAGGUUUGCUGAUGGCUCCGGUCAUAACUGCAAAGUAGUGUCAGCUAAUUGUUCAUUUGUGUACACUAUGAUCAUCCUGAAAAUUAGUCAAGGCUCAGUGUUAAUAUUGGUGCAAAUAAAGAAGUGAAGAAGUAAGUAA